Messenger RNA from Branchiostoma belcheri (Belcher's lancelet), 1446 nucleotides. Its product is annotated as leucine-rich repeat and immunoglobulin-like domain-containing nogo receptor-interacting protein 1. The record is from RefSeq and is a predicted model, not a curated record. Gene Ontology annotation, molecular function: protein binding. The coding region runs from base 1 to 1446 and encodes 481 amino acids. The transcript has 2 exons. Gene Ontology annotation, cellular component: extracellular matrix. Lineage: Eukaryota; Metazoa; Chordata; Leptocardii; Amphioxiformes; Branchiostomatidae.
AUGUUCACAGGGCCAGAAUUCUUGGAGACCCUACGUCUGUCGGAUAAUGAAAUCACUGAUAUUCAGAAUGGAACUUUCAAUCCAACGCCACAUCUAAGCAGCCUCAGAUUGUCUAACAACACCAUCACAAUGUUUCCCUUUGAAGAGUUGUCAAGAAAUCAAAUUUCUACUCUUUACCUUGACAACAACCAAAUGACAACUCUUCCCUCUCUGGCCUAUGACAUACUCACAACCAUCUCUGACAUAAACAUUGACAACAACCCCUGGCAGUGUGACUGUAGAAUGGUUGAGUUCAGGUUGAAAAUGACAGGGUCUUACCCAUUUGAAAACCAGAUAAAUUGUUCCCAACCUGAACACCUCAAUGGGCAAAAGCUUAUAGAUAUCAGCCCUGACGAUAUGAUGUCAAGUGGCAUACUUCCAACAAUUGCGAGGUUUGAGAGAGUUGACAACAUGACUAUGUAUCAUGGAGAUACACUGUAUUUCGUUUGUGAAGCAUCAGGAAUCCCCACACCAGACAUCACAGUCAUUCUCCCAUCUGGACUGAACGCUACACUAGAUGCAAAUGGUACCAUCACCAUCACCAAUGUUACAGCAGCAGAUGCUGGUCUGUAUGUCUGUAUUGCUGUAAACCCAGCUGGCUCCACUUUUGCCACCAUGGUCAUAGAUCUACAGACAGUCCCCACAACUGUUUCAACACCUUUAAACAGCCAAGAAAGCAACACUUACUAUGAAUCUACAACCUCUUUCUCUUCACAUGUUUCCGUUGUCCCAUCACCUUCAAAACAACCUUCCCCCAGUUUCUCCCUGCCUAUACUCCUUGGUGCUGUCUGUGGUUCGGUAGCCGGUACCCUUCUCAUCGGAGGCAUCAUUCUUGCUUUCUGGUGCACGAGAAACAACCAGGGUCCUCCGAAACGCCCAGACUUCAGCGUUGUUUUUAACAACACCAACACCACAGCUACUGUGAUAACCAAUGGGCAGGAUCUGACAACUCAAGCCCAAUCUACAUGUAUUAGACUAUCCUCGGAUGUCAGAAACCCACAUCUCAUCCCACAGCCACCCUCCUCCCAGUUUGAGCCUUAUGAAAAUGUGCAGCCUCCUCCAACAGGUGCAGUUCUGAUGCAAACUGCUAGAGGUCUCUCCUCGUAUGUCAGAAACCCCCAUCUCGUCCCACGGCCAGCUUCCUUCCAGUUUGAACCUUAUGAAGAUGUGCAGCCUCCUCCAAGAGGUGCAGUUCCAAGCCAAACCGCCAGUAGUAGAGGGCAGGCCCUCCGACCACCUGUCAGAAGCAACAAUGAACCUCCCCCAGUCCCCCCUCCCCGCACAGCCAGUGCUACUGGGUAUGACAAUAUCCCUGAGCACACCUACCAAACUUUGACAACGAGCAGGAAUCGGCCUGACAAUGGAGAUGACACUUCACAUCACUACCAGUCACUUAGAAGGACAUAA